Pestalotiopsis fici W106-1 is the source of this 2496-nucleotide messenger RNA. RefSeq lists its product as uncharacterized. The transcript is spliced from 10 exons. Lineage: Eukaryota; Fungi; Ascomycota; Sordariomycetes; Amphisphaeriales; Sporocadaceae. The record is from RefSeq and is a predicted model, not a curated record. Gene Ontology annotation, molecular function: ATP binding; ATP-dependent chromatin remodeler activity. The coding region runs from base 1 to 2496 and encodes 831 amino acids.
AUGGACGGACCAGCUGCCAAACGACGAAAACUAUCCCCCGGAGACCACCACCAGGACUAUAUCGCCGACAACUCAAUCUCGCAGUCUAUCGAGAUACCGACAAUAGAAUCAUCUUUGCUCUCGGACGACGCGACCGAUGCUUCCCUACAGUCUUCCAUACCUGAAGAUGAAAUCAUUGGAGGCGCUUCAACACCCAAAACUUCAGAAAACACGCAAGCUGACGUGAUCUGCUUUGGAAUGUUGUAUCUAUAUACUACUAAAACUCAUUCAACACUGUUAAGAGGAGGCGCGGAGACGCUGCGGCUCGACACCAGUGGACAGCUGUGCUCGAACGCUGACGAAGCAGUUGCUACGUUAUCAUCAAGAGAUACCAAGUUACUCGGGCUUCUACAACGCGAGAGCUUAGAAUUGGAGAUAAGCAUCAGACAUCCCGAGACUUCUUCGGUGACACGGACCGCGCAGUCCUCAUCCUUUGCCCGGGUCAUUUUGUAUGGAUUGGAAACCUUAGGGCCGGGCCUCAAGAAGGUCCUGAGCAACACCGAGUACUUUCUUCAGGACCCGGUAGGUGCAGGUCGGGAUGUUGCGUACGUUAACCCUCAGCGGCUGUUCAAUUCUGCGGCAGCCCGAACCUCUAACGUGCAGUCUGAUGCCGAGUUGGCUGUGGAGCAGGAGGAAAUUUCAAUAAUCGAUGUUCUCGCCGCAUUUACGACGCCAGUUGACCUCGAACCUACGGAAGGCUCACAUGAUCUCUUGACACCACUCCAACACCACCAGAAGCAGGCCUUGACUUUCAUGAGAAACCGUGAAGCGGGGUGGAAUCUCACAGGUGACCGCACAGAUGUUUGGUCUUUGAAGGAGAACCCCAAUGGCGAUAUUGGGUACCUCAACAACAUUGAUAACUCUCUUCAGUAUCAGCAGCCACCAUCCUUUCGUGGGGGCAUUCUUGCCGAUAAUAUGGGGUCUGGAAAAUCCCUGAGCAUGAUCGCGUUGAUCGCUCACGACAGGAUACGAAGGACUAUAGGCAAAGAUGAUAUUCCUCUGAUGAAACAUAGACCGUGUGAUAACAAGACAACCCUUCUCGUCAUGCCAUCAUCGUUGCUACAGAAUUGGCAGGAUGAGCUCAAUAUGCACCUCGCACCUAAGGACUUCAAAUGGCGUUGCCACCAUGGUCAAUCAAGAAUAACAGAUAUACGAGACCUAGAAAUGCUAGAUAUCGUGUUGGUCACAUAUCAUACGGUUUUGAGUGAGUGGCGCAUGGGCCAAAAUGCAAGCAUUCUAUUUACCUCGCGGUGGAAUCGAGUAAUUCUCGACGAAGCUCAUUGCAUCAAAGGUCCAUCUGCCGUCACCACGCAAGCGGUAUGUGAAAUCCAGUCGUCGUCUCGAUGGGCUGUCACAGGGACACCAAUACAAAAUAAUUUAUCCGAUCUUCAGAGUCUACUCAAAUUCUUGCAAGUUUACCCAUAUAAUAACAAAGACACCUUUCACAAUCAAUUCACGAAUUUGUGGACGAAUGGAGAGGGGAUUCUUGCAACGAAUCGACUAAGGCAACUUCUAGGUUACAUUAUGCUUCGAAGAUCUGGUGGCCAUAUUGUACUACCAGAUCGAAAGGAUUUGAAGAUGCAUCUCAGCUUUAGCGAGCGAGAAAUGGAGACGUAUCGCGCAGCAAAGGAGAAGGCUUUGGAAUUUAUCGACGAUGUUUUAAGCAGCCAUAACGCCACACGAGGAUACAAGAACGCAGUCGAAAAGAUAAAUCAACUCCGUUUGAUAUGCAAUCACGGCUUCUGGCAGCCGGAUAACGGCUAUGCAAAGCGCAUAUUGGAGGUGCAAGGGGACAACACAGAGCAGUGGUCGAGCACCGCAGCACACAAGGCACUCAACCGAUUUCCGUCGCUAGGACUGCCUAUUGCAUGCGUAGAAUGCAGCAAUCUCUUCGACCAUGAUAUGAGUAUUUAUGAGUCUCAGCUGCUUGAGCCCAUGUCAUCAAUUCAGAUUUAUCUCACCAGGUGCCUCCGGCUAUGUCCUUCCGCGGCCAAUGAGAAUCGUCACUUCGAGCAGCAGCCUUAUCCAACCAAGAUCCGCGCCCUGCUGGAUAAUGUGCAAAAGCUUCCAAAGAGCACCAAGAGUAUUGUAUUUUCAUUCUGGAAAUCCACUCUCGAUAUUGCUCGCACUGUUUUGAAUGAAGCCGGGAUUGCCUGCGUUCAAAUUGACGGAAAGGUCAAGCCAAAGAAUCGCAAGAUAAUCUUUGAGAAGUUUCAGACAGAUGAGACCACUCGAAUAUUAUUGCUAUCGCUCUCAUGUGGCGCAGUAGGAUUGACCUUGACAGCUGCGUCGCGAGUAUAUCUUAUGGAGCCGCAAUGGAAUCCGUCGUUAGAAGAGCAAGCACUCGCUCGGGUGUAUCGAAUUGGACAGAAACAAGAUGUUACAACCAUUCGAUUCUUAAUGAAGGAUUCUAUUGAGAAGGUACUAAUAAGCUCACAGAAAGCGCCUUGCAUAUAA